Cladophialophora carrionii CBS 160.54 is the source of this 1086-nucleotide messenger RNA. RefSeq lists its product as uncharacterized. The transcript has 2 exons. The record is from RefSeq and is a predicted model, not a curated record. The coding region runs from base 1 to 1086 and encodes 361 amino acids. NCBI's taxonomy places the organism in Eukaryota, Fungi, Ascomycota, Eurotiomycetes, Chaetothyriales, Herpotrichiellaceae. Gene Ontology annotation, molecular function: oxidoreductase activity, acting on NAD(P)H.
AUGUCUUCAACCCACCAAGCCGCAGUCCUCCCGGGAAAGGGCGAACAUCUGAUUGUCCAGGACGUGGAGACUCCAAAGCCCGGGCCUCGCGAACUUCUCAUCUCAGUCCACGCCAUUGCCCUCAACCCUGUUGAUUUCUUCAUGAGAGACCUGGGCUUCAUGGUUACGGCAUACCCGGCGAUCCUUGGAUCCGACAUCGCCGGCACAGUCGAAGCCCUCGGCAGCGACAUCCCUGCCUCCUCACCAUUCAAGCCCGGCGCCCACGUCCUCGGCUUUGCCCCAGCAUUUGUCCAGGGCGGCAAGCCGAAGUACGGUGGUUUCCAAAAGAAAGUCGUCCUCCCCAUCGAAUGGGCGUGCCCCAUCCCUCCAACCCUCCCCUUCACCAGCGCAGCAACCCUACCCAUGGCCGUGCUCACAGCCUGGACUGGCUUCACCACGAUCGGCAUCCCCAUGACGACCACCUCGCUAUAUUCGACACCACAUGAAGGAGACAGCGGCAGUGAGGGCGCCAAACCGGGGCUCCUAGUCUGGGGCGCCUCCUCCUCCGUCGGCAUGUCCGCAAUCCAGGUCGCCACGCACCUAGGCUUCCCAGCCAUCUACGCGACCUCCCGCCCUCAGCACCACGCCCAACUGCUCGCCCUCGGUGCGGCCCGCGCCUUCGACUAUACCUCCGCCGAUGUGGUCGAGGAGAUCAUCGCGGCCGCGAAUUCCGACACCGUGGCCUUGACGACCGCGUACCGCGCCAUCGGCGACCUACAGCCCGUGGUCGACGUGGUGGCCACGUUCGGGGGCGGCAAAGUCGCGUCCGCGCCACAAGUCAACGAGAACACGUCCCAGCACGAGACCGUAAAAGUCAAGUUCGUGAUGGGUCCGCAGGAGCCCACCGCCGUGGCGAGACAUCUCGAAUUCGUGCUCCACGAGUGGUUGGCCCCGAGGUUGCAGGCGGGAACCUUUGUGCCUGCGCCGAAGGCACGCGUGGUGGACGGGGGCUUGGGCGCGGUGGAUGCAGCUUUGGAUAUCUUGAAGGGCGGUGUUAGUGGGGAGAAGUUGGUGUUGGAGGUUGUAGAGAGAGACGCGCGUCGGUGA